GUGUUGUGAAUGCAGGAAAUGAUUUAGUGGUCCUAGACCUACCGGACUGCAUGCGCAUGCGCGACGGUUUUCGCGGGACUGAAAAAGUACCCGGAUAGUUCUAGGAUUGAGUGAAUUGAGUUCUGCGUUGGCUGGCGAAGUGGCAACAUCGAGAUCAAGCUUUGAAACGACUUUGAAGAUAUUAGAGACAGUGACAGCAUAAAGACAGUGUGAAAGGUAUACAAGUUAUCUACCUUGAAUAUUUUAUUUCAGUUGUUUACAAGUGUACCAGGAUCACCAAAUAAAUUAUUUCUUGUAUUCUAUAUCAGAAAUAAUUGCGAAAAAUUAAUUUAUUGUACAUUUGUUCUGAGAUAGUUUACAGAAUUUCACAUAAAUUUUUGGUUUAUUUCUUGAAUGUGAAGUAAAAUAAAUUAAAGCAGCUGUGUCAAAGUAAAGUCUAUAUUAUUUAAAGGAGCUGUCUCAAGUAUUCAGUAAAUACAUUUGAUUUAAAGAACCUGUCUCAUAUAAGUCGAUUAACUAUUUUUUAAAGUAACUUUUUAAUUAAUAUUCGGUGUAUUCUAUACUCGAAUAAGUAAAUUAGUGGAAUUUAUUUUUUAAAAGCUACUUUUACAUAUAUAUUCGGUGUAUUCUAUACUCGAAUAAAUAAGCUUGGAUCAAUUUUCAAUUGUAUUCUAUACAUUGAAAAUUUGUGAUUACAUUGUGUCCGCAAUACAUUGACUGACUUAAGUUACCAUCAUGUCAACAUUUAAUGUAAACACAAUGACUAAAGAGGAGUUGAUGAAAUUGCCAGCUAUUGGUGCGAAAAGGGCAACAAGUAUAGUCCAGUUUCGACAAAUGAAUGGCAAGUUGACGAAAGAUGAUUUCAUCACCAUAAUGGCAGGUCAUCUUAACCCAGAUAUGUUGAAAUACAUUGAUUUUUCAACACCGGUAUCAACUCCGAGUACAAUAUCUUCAAGUGGGGGGGGAAGUGGAAGUGUUGCUGUGACAUUUACCACAAGUACCACGCCUGUUGCAGUAGUUUGCAAGCCAAUUCAUGUUGGUAGCAGUGCUACAACAACAAUUACAGUAAGUAGUACAAGUACGCCUACUGUAACUAAAGGAUCUAGACUUGCAGCUGGAUUUACCUUGCGAACGCCAGUUACUAAAGCAGUUUCGAAGGUAAUGACUACAUCAACUACAACCAGCAGCGUGAAAACCAAGGUAAUUACAGUUCCGGUUACCAAAAUAACCACUGCUGUGACGGUUGCAGCUAGUAGCACAUACACUACAGUGAGUGCAACCGGUGCAACACCAAUUAUGUCAGCCCCUACAUCUUUAACAAUACCAGAGAUGGAGGCACCACAAGAUACGCCACACAUUGAAGAUGUUUUGACUCAACUUCUUUCCUUAAGUCAGGGUAUGACUAGAAGAGAUUUAAUAGACUUGAUAUCUGCAUUACCAGAAGCAAAUGCAAGUGAUACGGAUGAAGAUUCUAUUGCAAUAGAUACACCUUGUACUUAUAGUACAGGUUAUAUGCACUAUCAAAUGGAUCCUUGCAAUACAGGUAUACUUGGUUCUUCUAGAACAAGGUUUACAAGUACGGUAGAUGAUGUCAAGCCUAAAUAUUUCAGUAACAGUGCAUCCAGGUCAUACAACACUAAAUUGGACACAAGGUAUGGCAACCCUAAAUGUAUAUCUCCUAAGAAAGAAUAUACAUCUGCUACUUAUGUAUAUGGAGAUACACAACAACAGUCGAGGUCAACUAAAGGGUCUUCUAGACAUUUAGAUAGAUAUGAAUGCCAGAAGAAAAGUUCAAGAAGAGACCAUCGAAGUUACCAUACCAGAUCAGAAAUGUCAAGUGAAAGUAGCGAUAAUAGUAGAAGCAGAUCAAUCGGUAGAAGAGAUGUUCAGUCCAGAUACAGUAGUGAUGGUAGAAAGAAUCGGGACAAGAUUGGUUAUAGCAAUCGGUCUUCUUCUAGAAACCGUUUGUCGAGAGAUGAUAAGUACAGUCGCAGAUCACGGUCGUCUUCUAGACACCAAAGAUCAAUGUCCAGAAGUCCGAGUUUUUCAAGGUCAAGAUCAUACAGAUAUAGGAAUAAAUCUUCAAGCAGCAGCAGUAGCUCGAGAUCUCGAUCAAGAGGCUAUGGUCAUUCAGGGUCAAGACGUCAUAAGUACGGGUCCCAUGAUAAGUAUUGCAAGCCAUCUAGACGACAUGACAGAAGUCGCUCUUCGAGUUAUUCUGAUCGAAGCAAGUUAGAAAAGAGGGGUAACCCGAAGGAACUUCCAAGUAUUUUGCGGUAUGAUGGGAAGACAAGCUGGUUAUCUUUUAAAGAACAAUUUGAAAGUUAUCGAGCUGUUUCGAACUGGACUGACAGUGAAAGUAAAGAUUACCUUACUUGGAGUCUUCAAGGUAAAGCGUUAGAUUUCUUCACGAUAACAAAUAAAGCAGGGCAUUGCUAUUCAUAUAAGCAAAUGAUGAAGAAAUUAGAGACCAGAUUCGGCGACCAGGAACUUACCGAGACGUCACGUGUUAAGUUCCAGCAGGCUAGACAAGCAUCAGAUGAAUCUUUAGAUGAUUGGGCAGAUCGAGUGCUGACACUUUCGACAUAUGCAUUUAAGGAUCUACCCGAAGAAUACAGAAUGCGAGAGGCAAUUUCGAAGUUCUGCCAAGGAUGUAUUGAUAGAGAAGCAGGAAAGCAUGCAUGUUUCGAACAUCCUAGGAGUAUACAGGCUGCACUUAACGCUGUGAAGCACCACCAGUAUAUCUCUGAGGCAGUUGAUGGCAAAAAGCAUUCCAGAAGAUCUAAAGAUGAUGUGUCAAUUAAUGCAGUAAAUACAUCAGCUGAAGCCAGGGUGGAACAAUUGCUGAACAAAGCUAUGGAACAGCUUAGCAGUAAAAUUCAGCAAUUGACUACAACCAAUAAAGAAACUGAAUCUAGGACAGGAAGAGGGCUAUCAUGUUUCUUUUGCAAACAAAGGGGCCACAUUAAGAAAGACUGUCCGGGAUUUAAAGAAUGGUUGAAGAAAAAGGGGCUAUCUAACACUACGGAAACAACAACGAAAUCCAGCAAAUCGUGAU
Molecule: messenger RNA, 3058 nt
Organism: Ruditapes philippinarum (Manila clam)
Lineage: Eukaryota; Metazoa; Mollusca; Bivalvia; Venerida; Veneridae
Exons: 2
Coding region: 736-3057 (773 amino acids)
Molecular function (GO): zinc ion binding; nucleic acid binding
Source: RefSeq, a predicted model, not a curated record